GCCUGAGUCUCACAAUGUCCCUCUCAGCAGAGGGUGUCGUUCCAAUUCUCACACAAGGAUUGUUUUAAGAAUCAAAUGACACAAUAUCUAUAAAGGCCUUAGCAAAGUCACAAUCAUCAAGGCAUAAUGAGACCAUUCCCAGGCCUUGUGUAAUCAAACUCCCUCUAUGAACCUUGAUGAUAGAGAUCCAAGGGGACACAUGUAUCAUCUUCUCAUAUUAGAAUGUGCAAUGAAGCUGCUAGUGGCAGUAAUCCUGAUGUUGGGCCUGAUGGUGCUGGGCGAUGGCCAACCGCCAAAGAAUGAGGAUAGGACGUGUGUCUACCAGAAGCUCUCCCAAGAGGAUGCUUUAUUCUGCAAGGACCAACUCAAUGUGAUCUACCCAGAAAUCGGGGACAUUGGCUGCCUGUAUGUCCCUGAGUGCAACAAUUUCAGGCAGAAGAUAGGCAGUUGGGGCAAACCUUCCAUCAAAUACUCCCAGGCUCAAAAGAAUAAGAAGUACGUACUGAUGAUGGUUGAUCCAGACGCCCCCAGCAGGAAUUACCCCCAAAACCGCUACUGGAGACACUGGCUGUUAAUUAAUAUCAGUGGCAAUGGCCUCAAGACUGGGAACAUUAAUGGCCACGAGCUAACCAGCUACCAACCUCCUGGCCCACCACCAAAGACUGGCUUCCAUCGAUAUCAGUUCCUCCUGUUUGAGCAGCCAGAAAAAGGAAAACCCAUCACUCUGAGCUCCAAGGAAAAGGCAAAGAGAGGUUCCUGGUCCAUCAGUGACUUCAUAAAGCAUUUCCACUUGGGCUCUCCUGUGGCUGCCAGCCAGUUCCUCACCCAGAAUUAUCGUGAUUUUUAGCUAGACCUACAAGCACCUGGAGAAGGUGGUGAAUGACCAGGGACAGAACCAGGCUCAGGCUGUUCCUUUCCAAGGUGUAUGCCCAAAGGUACCUGCUCUUUGCCCAGUCACCUUUUCCCCCACCCCUGCAAGGUCAUCUCAAGCUUGGAGAAAAACUUCAGGCUAUGGCUUCUGGGUUUGGAACCCCUUUUGCACCCCACAAAAAAUUUUUUUAAAUCCUCAUUUGCUAUCUGGUUUGAUCUGUUGGCUUCUGCUCAUUCUUCUUCCCAAAAUUAGCAGGGGAAAAAAAUCAGUGUGAGAAGACACACUUGGAAGUUCUCUCAAAGGUGGGGGAGUGAGAAGUGUGAAGCUGGGGAGCAGGAAAUCUAGGUUCUGAUUCUGGCUUUGUUGUUAACUUGACUGGAGAC
Messenger RNA from Dromiciops gliroides (monito del monte), 1254 nucleotides. It is a transcript of the gene PEBP4, whose product is annotated as phosphatidylethanolamine binding protein 4. The record is from RefSeq and is a predicted model, not a curated record. NCBI's taxonomy places the organism in Eukaryota, Metazoa, Chordata, Mammalia, Microbiotheria, Microbiotheriidae. The coding region runs from base 167 to 847 and encodes 226 amino acids. The transcript is spliced from 8 exons.